Molecule: messenger RNA, 636 nt
Organism: Monoraphidium neglectum
Lineage: Eukaryota; Viridiplantae; Chlorophyta; Chlorophyceae; Sphaeropleales; Selenastraceae
Exons: 1
Coding region: 1-636 (211 amino acids)
Source: RefSeq, a predicted model, not a curated record
AUGGACGCGGUGGUGGCGUGCGUCGGCGGUGGCUGCCCGGGAGCUGCGGCGGUGGCAGUGGGGUGCGCCCUGCGCGCUUGCGGUCUCCCAGCUGGCCGCCCGUUCGCAGCCGACCUGGCCGCGAGUCCCCGGGGCGCGACCGCCGUGGUGGGCGCGCUCCUGCGCUGCGCGGCUGCGGCCCGGGCGGCCGGCCCCGAGGACAGUCGCGACGGCCUGCGUAUGGCGAACGCCGCAGUACUGGCCGGGCUGCUGCUGACGAGGAUUUCUGCGGACGCCUGCGAGGACGAUGCUGAGGCUGACGACGCGGCAGAGCGGCAGUGUCAAUAUUUGGAGGAGACUGUUGGACCCAAACUCAACGACAACAUUGAGAAGGCGCAUGCGGCGGCCGAGGCUGGGCUGCUGCGGCUGGGUGCAGCCGGGGGACGAGGGGGCGCGCUGGCAGCGGACGCCGCAGCUGCCCUGGGCUUCCUGCGGCGCCGCGAGGCGCCACCGCCGCUGCCGGGGCCGGGGGCCCUGCCGCGGGCCCCGGGUCGGCGCUGCCUGGCGUGCGGCAAGGGGCGUGGUGACGGGGUGGCGCUCAGGCGCUGCAACGGCUGCAGGGCGGAGGGCGUGUUCUACUGCUCGGUGGAGUGGUGA